Messenger RNA from Folsomia candida, 2377 nucleotides. It is a transcript of the gene jagn, whose product is annotated as protein jagunal. The record is from RefSeq and is a predicted model, not a curated record. Gene Ontology annotation, cellular component: endoplasmic reticulum membrane. Gene Ontology annotation, biological process: vesicle-mediated transport; endoplasmic reticulum organization. The coding region runs from base 694 to 1317 and encodes 207 amino acids. The transcript is spliced from 4 exons. NCBI's taxonomy places the organism in Eukaryota, Metazoa, Arthropoda, Collembola, Entomobryomorpha, Isotomidae.
CCACUUUUUUUUAGAGUCAUAUUUUUCAGUCAAAAUUUUUGCGAAUUUAAUCCAUCUCUCGAUUUUUACUUACGUAUAAGAAAGAAGUCCAUUUAAAACUUGGAUUUAGUCAUUCAUGAGACAAGGGCGUCCUUCAUUUCUGCGGGUGCAAUUCUUCUUAUAACUCUCAUACAAACAAAGUAAGUAGUGUUAUAAAAAUCGAAGAAUUGGAUUUUUUGUGUAAUCGAUGAACAAGGAAGCUAAAGCGAUCCACAAUUCCACACUGCUCUAACUAACAAACAACAUAUAGCUUUUGCCAAACCAAACCAUCACCACGCUACACAAAGCAGUGCGAACAAAGGAGCAAAAUAGCUGCUGCAUAUGUUAGACUACAUAAAAUUAAAAUAACGCACUUGAGUAUUUAAACAAUUAAAAAUUUUCCUUAUAAUUUGACCAUCAGAACAUCAAUUUUUGGGAAAAAACGACUGAAAUUUAGGUAUCUGCAGGGAUUCCAAGAAAUUGGUGUUAAAGCAAUUAUAACUUACCCUACAACUUGACCAUCAAAACAUCAAUUUUUUGAGAAAAGGAGUGAAAUUUUGGAAAUUUUUGGGAUUUCGAGAAAUUGCAUAACCGUGGAUUCCAUACCGUCGUCGGAGGCGGAGGAUGAGACGACGAGUCUGGGCUGGCGCGAUAGCUUGAGCGACGUGUCGUCCCAUGUUUUUGAGGAGUUUUCUCUCCUGCUCAACAAUCUGUUCCACUUUCUCCAGAACAAUGGCAUCGCGAAAUGGACCUACUGUUAGUGGGACGGAUGGGAACGACUUUCUCCACCGCCAAAAGGUCGCCACACAGUAUCAGCUCAGCUCAGUGAACAAAUCUCGCCUAAAAACAUGCAUAUUUGUCCACAUCGUCCUCUUCUUGGUGAUGCUGUUCAAAUUGCUGCCAGAUAUUCUGGACCGAGUUGAUAUCUUUGUAAUGGAAGUGGAGGAGCUGGAAAUACCAAAGCCUCUGAAAUGGGAAUAUUGGUGGUGUGUGAGCCUCCCGGUCGCAUUUGUGGGGCUCUCGUCCAUCCGAAAGAACAAUGUUCAGUCGUUGCAAAUCUACCUCGGGGGAAUUACUGCGAAUGGACUCAUCCCCGUCCUCUACGCUCUCUACUACUACUUUGGUGAUGUCUACAAAUAUAUCGACACUCGCUCUACAAAAGGAAUUCAGACUUGGAUGGGGUAUCCGUACGCCAUCCUGUGGUAUGCAUUUCUCGUGGUGGCACUUCAAGUUCAUGGGGCAUCAAUUUUCUUCUCGUCAAAACUGGUCAGCGCUUGGAGACUAAAGAAAACAACUUGAUCGAAAAAGUCAGGAUAUACAUACAUACGGAAUCUGAUGAUAUACGGAAUUGUGGAAUCCCGCACACCGCACAGCUCAUUAAAUUAUAACAAUGAUAAUAAUAUAAUGUUGAAGAUGUCAAGACGAGAUGAACUAUAACGAAGAAACCAUAUCAUUACGUACACACCACUUUUAUUGUUUCCCAAUCCUUGUCCUGUCUUUUAGAAUGAUAUACUGAUAAGUUAUCCUCUCCCUUAAUUUUCUCUUCUUUUUCUUCAAAAAAUAUAUUAUUAGAAAUUUCAAUUAUUGUUCUAUAUGGUUCACCAAAACCAACUUAUUCAAUUCCAUUUCAACACUGCCAGUGAAAGUUUGACUACUGGCAAUUUAUUUAAAGAGAAAAUAAGCCUUCACUGUAUAACACUGUCGUUCUGAAAGUAACACUACUAUGAUUAUGCAUGGUAUUUAAUUAAGUGAUUUAAUGCCUUGCCUCACAAACAAUCAUUAAUCGUGUCAACGCCAAACAAGUAACAACCCAUCCGCAUUGUUAUUAAUGGGUUACAUGGAUCACUCAACUUACUUAAUGGAUAAGAAUUAUGAUUAUUUAAGCAGGCAUAAUUAAUUGUGUAAGCCAGCCCAAUGUCUUUGGUGAUGGUUAUAUAUUUAACUUAUCUCAAUGAUCUUGAUAAUUCCUCUUCUGAUAUUGUUGCAUGUUGUGACCUUACUUAUACUCCUGCUUGGAAAAGGAAACAAAAUUUCGACAAUGGGAAACAAGAACCUGAAAGAAUAUCACCAAUAAAGCAUUUAAAGGUUGGACAAUCGUUAGAUGAGAAUAUACGUAAAUUUUACACACAAGUCAAGUACGCACUUGUCAGAGCUUAACUUUAAAUAGUGUAGCUUAUUGUACAAUUGUUAAAUGUGUUAUGGGUUAUAUUCUUCUUCUUUUUUAAUUAAGGGUUCGCAUUGUUGUUGUUGUUCACUCACAUUGUCAUUGUUGUUUGUGAUUUCAAGUGUUUAAUGACCACCGUUAAAAAAAGUUGGAAAUAAAUUAUUCAUGUUACUUCACGGAUAAUCAUUCAAUACA